Molecule: messenger RNA, 1641 nt
Organism: Tarenaya hassleriana
Lineage: Eukaryota; Viridiplantae; Streptophyta; Magnoliopsida; Brassicales; Cleomaceae
Product: polyadenylation and cleavage factor homolog 1-like
Exons: 1
Coding region: 172-1548 (458 amino acids)
Biological process (GO): termination of RNA polymerase II transcription
Cellular component (GO): cytoplasm; mRNA cleavage factor complex
Molecular function (GO): RNA polymerase II complex binding; mRNA binding
Source: RefSeq, a predicted model, not a curated record
UUCCCCAUCUCUUCAAGAACUCCCUCUUUUCUUCUCCCGCAAGAACAAGAAAAGAAUCCAGUUCCAGCGAUUUAGGGUUCUCUCUGAUCGAUUAUUCUGUGCUGUGUUCAACGAUAAAAGCUGUAAUCUGGUUCAAUUGAGCGAGAAAGCAUCGAUCGAGGAACGAAGAAGAUGUCGUCGAACAUGUUCUUUGCGAACACUCGCCCUCAACGGAGCGGGAACGCCGAUUUGAAGAGACGAUGGGACGAUCGCAGUCGCGUGGGAGGCUUCCAGGGUUACCCUCACCAGAAGCGGGCGAGAGCGCAAACGCCAUCGCAGUUUCCAUCGGCAAACCCUAACAAUCUUCCUCUGUAUCAUCGUAGUAGCAUACCUAGGGUUUCUGGUUCAUAUGGUUCUCAGGUCUUUCCCAUGUCGGGUUCUUAUGUUCGUGGUUUGGGUUCUUCUAAUGUAAGUAACAACGUUGUACCAAAUCGUUUCUCUCCUGCUCUACCUAACAACGAUACGUCUAUGCCCUUGUUCGUAUCAUCGCAACCUUUGACUAACCACAAUCAUCAAUACCUGUCUGGUUAUGGAAGCUGUAAUUCGAAUUCGUUGCCACGACAAGUACACAACGAUGUGUCGUUGGACUCGUUGCCUGAGUGGAAUCCGAACGAACCCACAUCUCAGAUCCGAAACGGGCUUGCGCCGAGUGUGACUUUUAACAAUUUUCCUGCUCGAUCUCGCGAUUUCAUUAGAUAUGUCUCUGCGCCCUCUAAUGGCGCAAAUUCAGGUUCGCUUCUACCACUCGUAAUGCCCAAUUCAAAGCAACCUUUGAUGGGCAAUGGCUCAUCAGAUUUGGUAAGAAACUUCAAGAACAGCGGUCUUGUUCCUCCGAAUGAUGUGUCGAAACAGAACGCUGGAAUCCAAGAUGGCAUUUUGGGAACAGAGUUCGACAUGUCGUUACUUAGAGUUAGACAUGAAUCUGUCAUAAAGUCUCUGUAUUCUGAUCUCCCAAGGCAGUGCAGUUCAUGUGGGCAAAGAUUCAGAUGCCAAGAAGAACACAGGAACCACAUGGAUUGGCAUGUCAGGAAGAACAGGAUGGCCAAAGACACCAGCAAGAAUCCAAGAAAGAUUCCGACACUGAACAACAAGUCUCGUAAGUGGUUUGCCAGUACGGGGUUAUGGCUCAGCGCAGCAACUGGAGAGCAACUCGACGAUCAAGCGGUUGCAGAAUUGUUCGAUUCGGAAAAAGAAACCCGGAAGAAUGAUGACGAGGAAUUCGUCGUUCCUGCAGAUGACGAUCAGAAGACAUGCGCUUUAUGCGAGGAGCCGUUCGAAGAUUUCUUUAGCGAUGACGCCGAUGAAUGGAUGUACAAGGGAGCUGUGUACUUACACAAGCACGAUGAUAACCAGGGAGGGACAAGAACUGGCAUCAAUGUAUCAAAGUUAGGUCCCAUAGUUCAUGCUAAGUGCAUGCCUGAAAAAACCCGAAAAUCUUCCACACAGGAUCUGAGACCACAGAAUCUGAUACCAGUUUCGGUUCCAUCUGCAAGAACACUGAUCUGCUGAACCUAGAAUUCUUAGCUUUUUCAUCAUUCUUAUUGACCAAUGUACAUGUAAACUCAGAGAGCAAUAAAAUUCUAGCAAAUUCUUUUCCUUUCA